AUGGACAAGAAAAGUGCCAACGGCUUUCAGACCAAGGCUAGUGAGAGUGGGGUUCAGAGGAAGCAGCUGCCCUACUCAGUGGAAACUCCCUAUGGCUUCCACCUGGAUCUUGACUUCCUCAAGUAUGUUGACGAUAUCGAGAAAGGGAAUACCAUCAAGAGAGUGCACAUUCAGCGCAGGAUUAAAGGCCCACCCAAAUUCAGCACUCUGCCCAGAAAUUUUAGCCUUCCUGGGCAUGGGGUCCGGCCUGUCCCAAAGGACACAGCAUGGUCUGGGACAUCCACCUUGGGGCCCAGGCCUAAAUCACGUGUGACAGAAGUCCAACAGAUCUUUGACUUCAGGGCUAGUGAAGGGGGGACUUCGGGCCAGAGCAGCAGAGUGUCACCCAGUCAAGGAAGUGGCUAUGUUCCAGCUAAGCCAAGAGAAGAGGUAGGAGGUGGGGGUCGGGAUAUCGAAGAGAAAAAUGUGGGCAUACAAAACCGACCGAACCUUCUCCGAGCAUCGAGCAUGCCGAUUACCCUACAGCAGCGGAAAGGGUCUGAUUCCAGCAGUCCCGACCGUAUAGUGGGGACACCUGAGGGUGGCUCAUCUGAGAACGUGUUCCGUGCUUCACCUGACAUAACAGAAAGAAGGUGUGUUCCCCAGGACCGGACAGGGCUUCACCAGCAGAUCACUGUGGCACUGAAGCGAGUCAGAGAGCUGGAAGAGCAGGUCAAAACCAUCCCAGAACUAAAGGCUCAGAUCUGCUCUCUGAGGGAGGAGAGGGAGAAGCUUCUGCUUCAGCUCCAAGCCCAGGCCCGAGCCCAGGUCUCCACAUCAUCGUCCACAAUAGUACCAAGUUCUGAUUCUAGGACACACACUAAGCCACAAGUACACAGGCCUUCAGAAGGCCUCAACUUAGUUCUGACGACUCGGCCAACUGGAGGUUUAGAAACCUCAGUGACAGGGAAUGUAAAUCAAGGUGUGUCAGGAAAAGGCGAAGUGUUACACAAAGAGAGGACAUAUCAGGAGCCUGUUAGGAGUCCUUUGUCAGAGCAAGAAUCUGAGAAACAAACCCAGCCUUCAGAAAAGUCAGACAAACUAAAAGAGACAACAGAGCGUCCACUGAAUCAUGCCGUGCAGAAGCUGUCACAGGACACUGCAGGACAGGAAUUAAAAUCACUUACAGUAGCUAUAAAAGACGCAGAGACGAGCGGUAUUCAAGACAGUAAUGCAGCUCAGGACUCAGAGAGUACACAAAACCUGGAGGAGAAGCUAAUGAUACUUGAGGCUAAGCUAAGUCAGGCUAGCCAAGAACUGGAGAGAACUAAUAGUCGUUUAAAACAACAACUAGAGGAAAACAAAGUGAAAGAGGAGAGGAUAAUUCAACUGAGUGAAGGAAUGAGGGUGGAGAUCUGUACUCCGGAUUUAGAAAACAGACCUAGAAGAGAGAGUAUCGAUGCAGGGACAGUGACAGAGAAAGUGGAUGUUGCCAACCAAGAGACAGAGACAGAAUCACUGGGUAGAGUCGAUCAAGGGACGGAUACAGAUAGAAUCUGUAUUGAAGUGAUUGUACCAAGGCUCAGGACAGGAAGUACAGAUCAAGGAACAGAGACUAUUGCAAUUCAGACUCAAGAGCAGGUAACAGAGGUCGAGGCUGAAUUAACUGUUUUGAGUCCCCCAAGACCGAGAGCCAACAGCAUAGAACGGGGCACAGUAACUGAGAGGAUCCCCACCCAGGAUCAGAUGACUGAGACUCCCGUAGCGGAAAGAGUAAACCAAGUCACAGAAACAGAAGGAGAGACAAUGACAGACCAUCCAUAUAGACCAAGGGCCAGCAGUGUAGACCGAGGGACGGAGACAGAGAGAGUGGACACUGUGGACAGGGUGACAGAGACAGAGGUAGCGCAGAGGACGGACCAGCAGACUGGAACAGAGACUGACAGACGUCCGCAUAACAAUCCAGGCACAGGUGCAGAAGCGGAGAGUGAAGUGAGAGAAAAUGCAGGCAAUGAAAGGCUGGAAGACGAAGGCACUGUGGUCAGUGAAAGAGUGGAAGAUACAGAAGCUAAGGAGGUGAUUCAAAGCGAUAGAGGAGAAAAGGAAAGUUUGGAAGUACAAGUUGUCGCAGAAAGUUCCGUUGCAGUUAUAGAAAGCAAAGUUGACCAAACUGUAGUUCCAGAUGAUGCAGGCCAGGAUAAAGGCCAUGCCCGUCAGUCUGUUGCAACAGAAGAAAGUACAGAAUCAAAGAUUGAAAAGGUCAUUGUUGCAAAUGACUCAGAAGGAAUAGAAGUUAUAGCCCUGAGGAUGGAAGCAAAAGAUACUGUAGAAACACCACAGAUAGCUUUAGUGUCAGUAGAAAAGAAACAAUUUGUAGAUGCUGAGAUUGUGCAUGCUGUCAUCAAAGAAACGGCGGUCACUGACAGGGUGGUUGUGGAAGGAGAAAAGGCAGCAGCUCCUGUGCGACCACAGAGGGGCAGAAAGUCCUCUGCAGAGCAGAUUCAGCCCCUACUUCCUCAACCUCAGGCAGCACCUGUGCGGCCUCAUAGGGGCUCCAGUGAAGCCCAAAUUUCUCAGUCCCAGACGAAACCACAGCCCCAGGUGCAGGGUCCAACUGAGCAGGAGGCUCCAUCCCCAACACAGGUCUCUGAUCCACAGGUGAAACAAGCCCCGUCUUUGUCUCAGGUUGAAGAGCAAACCGUAGCAAAGACGCCCCCCGGGGAGAAACAAUCUCCAUCACAACCUCAGGCUGAGACUAAGAGUCCGUCACAAGGCUCCAGCGAAGUUCAAAUUCGGCCGAAAUCAAUCCAAACACAGUCCCAACCUCAAACCACUGCAACUCGACGAGACUCCAAAGAGCUUAAAGCCCUGCAGAAGGGAUCAAGUGUGGCAUCAAGUGACGCCCAACCUAAGUCUCAGGGUUCUCGUAGAAGUUCCAGUGAGGCGCAGACCCCGAGCAAAGCCACCAGCGAGACACAAGUUCUACGCAGAGGCUCCAGUGAAACAGCACAGCGCCGUGGUUCAGGAGAAGUUAAAGCCUCGCGUCGAAACUCCGGCGAGUCCCAGGCACCCCGCAGAGGUUCCAGUGACACGGUCCUGCGCCGUGGUUCAAGUGAAGCCCAAGCCUCACGUAAGAACUCUGUCGAUGCGCAGCAAACCCGCAGAGGCUCAGGUGAAACAGCCCAGCGACGCGGUUCGAGUGAAGCCCAGGCUGCCCGUAAAGACUCUGCCGACGCGCCCCGCAGAGGUUCCAGCGAGUCGCCGACAUCGCCGGCGGCUUUGGGCCAAGUCGUAACCCGGUUAACGGGCCUCCUGGGGGAGCAAUGGGCGCAGCUGGGGAGCAGCUCUGCAACUCAACAGACGGCUGGCCAGCAGGAGAGCCCCAUCGCACAGAAACAGACGGCAGGGAAAAGAGCAGAGGCGGGGAAAGGAGCAACAGCCAAGCCUGCAGGGAAGGCGGCCCCUGCAGCAUCAACAGGGAAACCAGCAGGGAAGCCUGGUCCUUCCAAAAUGAGCUCGAUUCAAAGUCAGCUGGUCAGCUCACUCAGUGUCCUCUCUGCCUUCUACUCACCGGGCCAGAAAGCUUCUGCUGCCAGCAAACAGCAAGAACAAGGACUCAAAUCUAUUAUGAAGAAAAAUGGUGUCGCUGACAAGCAGGGGAACAAGGGAGCCAAGAAAAACUUGAAGUUUGUCGGGGUGAACGGAGGCUAUGAGACGACAUCCAGCGAAGAGUCCAGUGGAGAUGAGAAGUCAAAGGUGGAGGUGGAGGUGGAGGAGGAAGACAGCUCAGAGCCCGAGGUAGAGAAGGAAAAGGAGACGGAGCCUCAGCAGGUGGAGAAGCCUGAGGAGGGAGCAGAGACCCAGCAGACGGGUGCAGAGGUCGCAGCCGUGGGAGGAGGUGCUGCAGCGGCGGCGGCGGCUGUGGAGAAAGAGAGUGAAAGAGGCCUGCUGGAUCCAGAUGUGAGCCAGGAGCUCCUGGAUGACCCAUCUGAGAGGGAGAAAGUUGACAAAGGUUUCUUAGACGCCUGUGUUUAUGUCAAAGACCGCAUGGAAGAGGUUUCAUCCCCAGAUAAGGAAAUGCGUCAGGUUUUAGUGGUGCUCUACCAGGAGUGGUUCAAGGUCUCCAGCCAGAAAGACUCGCAGGCGGAUACAGUCAGAUUAUACCUGCGUCAAGUGGGCUUGACCACACCUACUCUCCUGCCGUAUGUGGUUAACUUGACGGACGGCAAUGGGAAUAUGGCCCUCCACUACAGCGUUUCACACUCAAACUUCCCCGUGGUCAAACUUCUGCUCGACACUGGACUAUGUGAAACAGAUAAUGUGAACAAGGCAGGCUACACUCCGGUGAUGCUCGCCGCUCUGACGGCCGCUGAGAGCCCUGACGAUCUGGAGGUGGUACAGCAGCUGUUGAAACUGGGUGACAUCAAUGCAUGCUCCAGACAGGCGGGCCAGACGGCACUCAUGCUCGCGGUGAGCCACGGCCGCGUUGCCAUGGUGAAGCUGCUCCUGAGCUGCGGCGCGGAUGUAAAUGCUCAGGAUCGGGAGGAAUCCACGGCCCUGAUGUGUGCCAGUGAACACGGACACAUACACAUUGUUCGUCUGCUGCUGGAGACAGGUCGCUGCGACAUCAGCCUCAAAGAUAAGAACGGGCAGACAGCACUGUCGGUGGCAGAAGGAGCCUCCCACAAAGAAAUAGUCGACCUUCUGAAGGCCCACACUGAGACCCAAGCAUCCUCUGAACCCUCGUCUACCACAGACCUCCUCUGAGCCAGGACGUCUCUGUUUACUGCUACAGUUCAGUUAAGCCUCAUAUUCAAAGACCCUCUGCCUACCGAAAUAAGGGGGGGAAAGACUCUCUUUGACUAAUGGAAGAAGAAGUGGAAGUGCUCUGUUUACGACUUAAAAAACAAACCUCUGUGACUCGACUGUCCAGCUACAAAAACCCGAAAUCUUUCUUCCACAUCUCUGCCCUUGUCUGGGUGUCUAUGGAUAUGCUGCAUCAACCACUCAGUGGACAGACAACAAAAGAGGGCGGCUCAGAUUAAUAUUAAGGCAUUGCCAUGGCAACAUGUGAGUGACAGGAUUUUACUAAGGGGACAGGGUGAGGAUUUAAAGACGAACUAAGGAUGGGCAGAUCGAAGAGAUAAUCUGACAAACUGCUGCUUUCAUCAUCCACAAGCUCUUCAAGAAAAAAUUACUAAGCACAUGAUCUACCUUUCAAAUAGAAAUAUAUAUUAAAAAAAAUAUGACAUUAUUCCUUUUUUUUAAUUUCUCCUCAUCUUUCUUUUCAUAUUUGGACAUAAACCAUUCUUUGAGAAUAUAUGUAGAAUGUUAUUCUAACAGAUUAUAAUCAUAUACAAACACAGAAACUGUAUUUUCUACUGCACUUUUUUUAUUGUGAUUGUGUACAGUGAAUUAUAAUCCUCUCUAAAUAUAUAUAUAUAUCUAUUGGUGUCCAGGAGGUGAAUAUAUAUAACUCUAAAAGUGUUUAUUGGAAAAAUUGAAUAACCAGUGGAACUACGAAUCAAUGUCCCAUCAUUCAGUCGAUACUUGACUUAAUUUAAUGCAUUAUUUUUUCCACAGGGAUGAUUUUAUUUUUUUAAACGGGGCACUGGCAAUUAUCAAAUGUAAAAUAUAUAAGAAUAACAAAUUGAUAAGUUGAGGAUUCAAAUCUUUCAGCUUGAUAAGAAACAUUGUUUUCACACCCCAGAAGCCCAAAGUAAAGAAAGUCUUCUGAAAUUGUUGAGAAGCAAGUGCUGCAUGUCGAUACACAGUUACUCCCCCUACUGGCUGUAUAACAGUACUACACAAACAGUAUGUUCUAAUACUGUCCAUUCUCCUGAUUGACAUCUCCCUCAGAUCAUAUAUGACGUACGUCUCGUUCAUCUGCUCGUUUCCAAUCGUGUAUGCAACUGCUACAAAAUGCACAAUGAAUGUCAGGCUGGCUGUGAUACAUUCCAAUAAAUAUGUAGCAAGUGUAACUAUACUGGCAUGGGGCUAUGGGACUAACAAAGACAUAAACUGUCAGAUAAUAUAUAACAGGCAUAGAAAUGACUCUGCUUCCUCUUGUGUUUGUGACUGCAGAUAUUCAAUCAUUUAGAAAACAUCUUGAUCGUGAGGAUCUAACUUUAUGUUCCAUGUUCAAAAAACGAUAAAGAGACAAGAAAGUGAGAAGGGAAAGGAAUCAUUUGUUUAUGGUUUUAAAGUCCUUGAAGAAUUAAUAUGAAUGAAAUACUAAUUUGUCUGUCAGUAAAUACGGAGGGAGAGAGACCAUGCUCCAGCCUUAAUCAAAUGUACGUCCGGCAUUUAAAGGGGCGAUAAGUUUCAGGAAUUGUGCUCCCUUACUUCAUCAGACCGUCACCCAUAUUCUUAAAGUGUCUUUAAACAGAAGUACUGAUGUGAUUAAACGUCUGUGUAUGUUCUCAGUCAUCCAGGUCAUGGUGAGUUCAAAGCUUGAUCCAAAGGCAACUGGAAGACUUUUCACCUCUCGUCCGAAAGGCUUCUUCACCUCUAAGAUAACUGGUGGACGGAGCUCUAAAUGCAAACCUCUGUGGAUUAUUAGCGUGCUACAGAUCAAGGAUGACUCACAUCAGAGUCGUUAGCUGACUCAUUGACCUAGUUGGCCUAGAGUCGUUAACAGCUGACACAAUACGAUACGAUACACUGUAAUGUCCCCUUGGGGGAAAUUUGUCUUGGACUCAAAGUGCUGCCAAACAUUCAGCUGCUUCCACUCCAAUCAAUAAAGAAAAACAAAAGACAAACAUCCACACAUAGACAGAAAGGAACUUACCAAUGCAAGGCAACGCAGCAUAUACUGCGCAUUACCCAUAUUGCACAAGAUCUGCAAAAACGCAGCAUGAAAGAUAAAAUAACAAAUGUAAGAAAACCCCGGUCGUCAGUGGGUCGUUGGGGUCACAUGUUCCAAUGUGAGAACUGAAGCUGUCUCAACCAAGUCCAGAUGUCUUUGGAUCAAGCUUCGGAUGUGAUUAAAUGUUUACAACUGAAAAGCAUUACUUCAGUGACCAGAGCAGAAAUCCCAAAAGUGUACAGCAGGUUGAGAUAUUUAUUCAUUUGUAUGAAGGCAACGGGAGGAGUUUGUUUACCCCUGUGGGCAAAGCUUCAAAACCAUAUGAAGAUUUCAGAACAAAGCACGGUCAAAAAAAAAAGGAAGCAGCAGAGGUCAGAAUCAGGAAUACUUUAUUAAUCCCAGGGGGAAAUUCAGUUGUUGUCGAAGGUUGAGUUAUUCUGGCUGUUUACCUACACACUGUAAAAGAAGAUGCAUAGCUACCCUGACUACACCUAUUCUUUUUUCAGCGUCGUUUUUGAAACCUCAAACUUCGCAUUCGGACAGUAGCAAUCUGUAGCGUUUGUUUUGUUUUUUAAACCCAUUGGGACCAUAUUAGGAUGACAGGGUGGACAUACACGUCUCUAUCUUGUUCAACAAGUCGUUGUGGUAUCAAUACACAAUCUUUACAAUCUCAAGUCCAUUUACCAAUAUCCUGCUUAUAUAUAUUUUACUCUAAAUGGGACCAUGAUUUACAAAAUCUACAGGCUUCCUGUUGUGAAUUUAUAAUUACAAAUUCAUGGCAAGACAUCCCCGAUGACAUCAUCAGUGGGAAUAUAAACAGACCUGUUGGUGUACAUUUGAUGCCGUCUCUUUAAAUGGUGACUGGGCUUCGUUGUGGUUACUGAACAAAAAAACUUCAAGGGGAAUACCACUCACUUUAACAACUGCCAAAUAUGUGGUCCAAUGACUGACAUCCUGCCAAUUUCACUGCCGGCUCCAGCUCCUACUCAAAUAAAGUAAAUAUACAAAUUAUAGGUGAGUUUAGUUUAUAGGGACUUUAAAGAAAGCAGAAAUCUCUCCUAAAACAAGUGUUUCUCAGUGCCAGUUGAUAAAAAAAAUCACAUAAAAGAAAAGAAAAGGUCUUUAUUGUCAUUAAACAAUGUUCCAGCUUGUAUUAAGUCUCCUUAAAAGGUGAUAUAUUUAAGUUGAUUUGCCUAUAGUAUUUGGUGCUGAUUUCUAAGCUUCCUGUUGCGUGGGUGUUUUGACCACCUAUUCUGAAGCAGCAGUCUCUAAUUCCCAGACACUUUAUUGAUAUGGGUGAUAACAAAGGACUCGACAAACUGACAGGAACACAGAUCAACAAGCAAAAGUACCUCUCUUGAAUUAGAGCUGCAUCAACCCAGCAGUAGCGAUUCUAGAGUCUGUUUGGGCACUAAGCAAAAUUCCCUGGGGGCCCCUCCACCUAUCAUUCAUCGCCAUUAUGUUAAAAAAUAAUCUGACACCAAUGGCAACUUUAAGUGACACAUUGAAUUUUUUACAGGAAUAUUGGAACGCGUAGCCUUGCAACAACAUUGAGUACUGUCAGAUGGGGCCCCCUUAGGGAGGUUUUCUACUGUCAUUGUAAAAUUUGCACAUUCUGAGCCACUGCUACAUGUGGUUUAAAGUUAGUCAGUCCUCUGUUGGGGCCACCUACUGGCCAGGGGCCCCAAGCAUUUUACUGCCUUGCCUGUUGACAAGCGGCAAACUCUGCUACUCGGCAACAAAAACUGAGUCAGCAGUGAGUUAGAAAUCAGAUUGGAGGUCAUAGUCACAAAGUAGCACAGGUGCAGAUAUAGACGAGGCUGUAUUCACACAGGAGCAGAGAGUCUGAAUCAUAGGUCUGCUACUCAUUAUUUAUUGGUUGCAUAAAAGUCUGUGUAGCUUCCCAAAUUUCAGACGGCAAAAGUAAUUUUGGAUCGAUGCUGAGGGACAUUUCUGGUAAAUCUGGUCUUCCGUGCCUGUGUAUCAAGUCUAUAAAAAGAAUCACAUCCGUAUGUUUUAUCCAGUGUGACCCAGAUGUAAUAAGGUUUCAUUACUGGCUCAACACCAAAGAAGUGAAAUCUGAUUCACAUGGGGUUAACAAUAAAGUUUAUGUUUCUGUACAAAUCAAAGUGUACAUACAGUAUUGUGAGAAAUAUAUAACAAGUAUUGUCUGACAGUUUACUCUAAAAACGAUCUUAGAUAUUUAUUCCAAAUUCUAUAUUUUUUACCAUAUAUACAAAGUAUACUUAUGUAUGCAUGGACAUGAUGUUUUGGAUGAUUGGAAACUAUGCUGACAGUUCCCUGAUGAUGUGAUUAUUGGGCUCAUCGUUGAUUGGUCGGGUGGUGUAGUUACAUGUGUGAUUUGACAGGUUGUGGGCUGUGUGUCAUGUAACCGUUGAUGCUAUACCUAUGAUGUUUGCGGGGAAAUUAUGAAGCAGUUUGAACACUGGCUCAAGCUAUAAAGGGAGCUAUCUCUUUUGUUUGAAAUACCCAUCUGAAAAUUGGCGUAUGAACAUGAGUCAAAUGUAAAAAAACAAACAUGUACCUCUAUAAAAUAUUCCUUGUACAAUGGGCUUAUAUGUAACAAACGAGAGAAAUACUUCUAAAUAAAUGAAUAUGAAGAUUUAA
This is a messenger RNA of Labrus bergylta (ballan wrasse), 9415 nucleotides long. The record is from RefSeq and is a predicted model, not a curated record. Lineage: Eukaryota; Metazoa; Chordata; Actinopteri; Labriformes; Labridae.